Molecule: messenger RNA, 2992 nt
Organism: Gaeumannomyces tritici R3-111a-1
Lineage: Eukaryota; Fungi; Ascomycota; Sordariomycetes; Magnaporthales; Magnaporthaceae
Product: DNA repair helicase rad15
Exons: 10
Coding region: 292-2667 (791 amino acids)
Biological process (GO): nucleotide-excision repair; transcription by RNA polymerase II; positive regulation of mitotic recombination
Cellular component (GO): nucleus
Molecular function (GO): hydrolase activity, acting on acid anhydrides, in phosphorus-containing anhydrides; damaged DNA binding; ATP binding
Source: RefSeq, a predicted model, not a curated record
ACUCAAACAAACGGGCAAUCUUUGUAGCUGGAAGGUUUUAUGCCUCAGAGGCGGUCGACAUCGCCGAAACAUUGCAACACGAUAGCCGCAACAAAUACAACCGCCAAACAAAGAGAGUCUAUUAGUCGCUGCGGUCACGGCAGCAAGGCCCUGCUGCUUUGCCCUUUGGAAAAUCACUGCCUUGUGCUGGGCAGAGCCGCCAGCGGCGUCAGCGCGCUUCCAGCGAGUCUCGGUUGAAUGGCUGAUUCCUGAACUCCGCCCUCGCCACCAAGCCCCCACGGCUCCAUCACGAUGCUCUUCUAUAUCGAUGACCUUCCGGUCAUCUUCCCAUACCCUCGCAUAUAUCCUGAGCAAUAUGCCUAUAUGUGCGAUCUCAAGAGGACCCUCGAUGCCGGCGGAAACUGUGUUCUCGAGAUGCCCUCGGGCACGGGCAAAACCGCCACUCUGCUCUCUCUCAUCGUGGCGUAUCAGCAGCACAAUCCAGAGCACCGCAAGCUGAUCUACUGCUCUCGAACCAUGUCGGAGAUCGAAAAGGCACUUGCCGAACUCAGAGCUCUGAUGAAGUACCGUGCGGAACAGCUAGGCAAGGAGGAGGAUUUCAGAGGGCUUGGACUUACUAGCCGCAAGAAUCUCUGCCUACACCCAGCCGUCAAACGCGAAAAGAGCGGUGCCGUUGUGGACGCUCGAUGCAGAAGCUUGACGGCCGGCUUUAUCAAGGAGAAGAAGGAUAAAGGUGAAGAUGUUGAUGUCUGCGUAUAUCAUGACAAUCUCGAUCUUCUUGAGCCGCACAACCUGAUCCCCAAUGGAGUAUGGACCUUCGAUGGCCUGCUGCGCUACGGGGAGCAGCACAAGCAAUGCCCGUAUUUUACGGCCCGGCGCAUGAUGCAAUACUGUAACGUCAUAAUCUACUCGUACCACUAUCUUCUGGAUCCCAAGAUUGCCGAACGGGUGUCCAAGGAGCUUUCUAGAGACUCCAUCAUCGUUUUCGAUGAAGCGCACAACAUCGACAAUGUUUGCAUCGAAUCGCUUAGCACAGAUCUUACUGAGGACUCGCUCAGGAAGGCGACCAGAGGUGCCCAGAACCUUGAGAACAGAAUCAAGCAGAUGAGAGAGACGGACCAGAAACAACUGGAGGAUGAAUAUCAGAAGCUUGUCGCGGGCCUCCGGGACGCCGACGAGGCACGCCAGGAGGACGCCUUCAUGGCCAACCCAGUGCUUCCGGACGACCUGAUCCGAGAGGCUGUACCGGGCAAUAUCAGGAGGGCAGAGCACUUUGUUGCGUUUCUCAAGAGGUUUAUCGAGUACCUUAAGACACGACUCAAGGUCUUGGAGGUCAUCUCGGAGACCCCGCCAUCUUUCCUUGCCCACCUGAAGGAGUAUACGUUCAUCGAGAAGAAGCCCCUCAGGUUCUGCGCCGAGCGCCUGACCUCUCUUGUUCGCACGCUAGAGCUCACCAACAUUGAAGAUUUCCAGCCGCUCCAGGAGGUCGCAACGUUUGCCACGCUCGUUGCCACCUAUGAGAAAGGCUUUCUUCUGCUGCUGGAGCCUUAUGAGACGGUCAAGUCCAAGGUGGUCAACCCCGUCCUGCACUUCACCUGCUUGGACGCGGCCAUAGCAAUCAAGCCCGUGUUUGAGCGCUUCAAGACGGUCAUCAUAACAUCCGGGACCUUGUCUCCCUUGGAAAUGUACCCGAAGAUGCUCGGGUUUGAUGCUAUUGUGCAGGAGUCGUACAGCAUGACGCUUGGCCGCCGGUCCUUCUUGCCCAUGAUAGUCACUAAGGGGAGCGACCAGGCCGCCAUAUCGAGCAGCUUUGCCGUCAGGACGGACCUUCCGGUCGUGCGCAACUACGGCAACCUCCUGACCGAAUUUGCCAAGAUAACACCGGACGGCAUGGUGGUGUUCUUCCCCUCAUACUUCUACAUGGAGUCCAUCAUCAGCAUGUGGCAGGGCAUGAACAUCUUGGAAGAAGUCUGGAAGUACAAGCUCAUCCUUGUCGAGACUCCAGACGCGCAGGAGACGGCGGUCGCGUUGGAGACAUACAGGACGGCUUGCUGUAACGGCACCGGCGCCGUCAUGUUCUGUGUGGCCCGUGGCAAGGUGUCUGAGGGCAUCGACUUUGAUCAUCAGUAUGGGAGGGCCGUGCUCUGCAUUGGUGUCCCAUACCAGUAUACCGAGUCUCUCAUUCUGAAAGCGCGCCUGGAGUUCCUGCGCGAGACUUACCGCAUCAAGGAGAACGACUUCCUAUCCUUUGAUGCCAUGCGGCAUGCUGCUCAGUGCCUGGGGCGCGUGCUGCGAGGCAAAGAUGACUACGGCAUCAUGGUGCUUGCAGACCGCAGGUUUCCCAAGAAACGCAGCCAGCUCCCAAAGUGGAUCAACCAGGCCCUUUUGGAGAGCGACACCAACCUCAGUACCGAUAUGGCCGUGAGCUCCGCCAGGAAGUUUCUCAAAACGAUGGCGCAGCCUUUCCGGCCCAAGGACCAGGAGGGCGUGAGCAUGUGGACGCUAGAGGACCUGAAGAGGCACCAGGCCCAGGAAGAGAACCGGCAGAUCCGUGAGCUGCAGGGCCGCCCCAGCCGUGCGGCUCAUGCCCACGGGCCGCGGGCGGAUGAGGAGGACUAUGAGAUGGACGACGAUGAAGAGAGAGACAUGAUGGAGCUGGAUGCUUGAGUUCACGAUCAUAGAUGACAACUGCUGGAAAAUGAUGGAUUUCAGGCCAAGACCACACUCCCUGUUCAUUGAUUGACCACCUUGCCGGCCUUUGGCAUCUCCUAGACUUCUCUCUCGCUUCCGAGACUGAUCUUUAGCCAUCACCCGGUUAUGCGGUCCUCCAUUCGGGAUAAUCGGAGACAGCCAUUGGCAAAAUGGCGGGUUUAUCGUAUGAGUAGAGUUCGAUUAUAAACUUGGCCACGUAUCUAAUUAAUGUGAUUACCUGCAAUGCGCCCUAAUUUCCAUAUCCGUCUAUAAACGACAACCGGCGCAAAAUUCUAUGUUU